UGUCACGGUGAAACGCUUCGCUUCUGGACACUAUAGAAGGAACUGCAGCCUUUCGGGAGUCACUCACUGCGCUUCUUUAAAGCAGAAUUGCCUCCAACACUUGUCGCGUCUCUCGAAUUCAAAAUUACCGUCGCCGACUUGUCUCCUUUGCGGUGGUUCGCAAUCGAGAGCCCGCUAUUACAGGCGACAAGGCUGUUCCGAUCAGCUUGCCCCAUGGUUUGGUUGUGCACGUGGCACCCAAUUGACCGCUUCUUGCAACCGACCGCGGAAGUGUAUUGCGAGAUCUCACGGGAAGUGGACAGUUAGUCUCUUCGAGGCCCACGAGCCAGUCCGCGCACGCACGUACGCGCGCGCGCACGCUCGCGCAAGCAAGCGCCGUGGCCGAGGGCCUCCGUCAGUCACUUGUUUUCGCCCGAGAAGCACGGUGCACACAUCGGAGACGAUGGCGAGCGAAGAAAGAGUGUACGUCCCCGGUGCGAGCGAUUCGGAAGGCGGAGCAACGAACGGAAAGAUGAAACUCGAGGAAAGCAGGAUGGCCACCAUGGAGGUGCGAGCCCUGUCUCUGAGGGCGAAGCUGCGCAAGUUCGCCAAGGACAACUUUUUCCUGCUCUUCACGCUAGGCGGCGUCGUGGCCGGAGUCGUUCUCGGCCUCGGACUACGCCAGGCGAGCCCCAGCGAUUCCACCAUCAUGCUGCUCGGCAUGCCUGGCGAAGUGUUCAUGCGAUGCCUGCGCAUGCUCGUACUACCCAUGAUGAUCGCCAGCAUCAUAACAGGCAGCGCUAACCUUAGCGGCAAGGCGAAAGGCAAGAUGGCCCUGCUGACCUUCGCCAUCUUCAUCGGCACCAGCUUCAUGUCUGCGCUCAUCGGGCUGUCUUUCGUCACCAUUAUCCACCCCGGAAGCCCCGAGCUCAAGUCCGAGCUCGACGCCGAGGACGAAGUCAAGGGCAGUGCGCACCUGCUCGACACCUUUCUGGACCUCGUCAGAAAUGCAUUUCCCGAAAACCUCGUAGAGGCUUGCGUUGAGCAGGGUUACACUUCGUACGAGAAGAGAAAUAUUUCAAUUAGAGGAGAAGCGGCAAGAGAAAUCUCGAAAAGGAGCUGGUCACGAAGAUCUGGGACUAACUCCUUGGGCUUGAUCGUGUUCUGCGUCGUCUUCGGAAGCGCAUUAGGCGCACUUGGCCAGCCAGUUGAAAUCUUGAAGCAGUUCUUCGCGGCACUGGACAUCGUCAUUAUGAAGCUUGUCUUCCUUGUCAUGUGGCUGAUGACGUCUGCACUUGGCCCUCUGGCUCAAUUGAUGACACCAGUGGGAGUGAUGAGCCUGCUGUGCGCGCGCAUCCUCUCUGUGGGCAGCAUCGUGGCGUUGUUCCACCAGAUGGCGCUGCUCGUCGCCACCGUGCUAUCGGGUCUCGCCGUCGAGCUCUUCGUGGUCGAGUGCCUGCUGUAUUUCGCUGUGACGCGGAAGAACCCCUUCAAGUUUCUCGGCGAGAUCGCGUACGUCGGUCUGUGUGCCUUCGUCACGGCCGCCAGUGCACCCGUGAUGCCAUUGACGCUCAAGUGCCUGGAGGACAACUGCGGGCUGGACAAGCGCGUCACGAGGUUUGUGGUGCCCGUCGGCGUCACGGUCAACAUGAACGGCACCGCACUCUUCAUCACAGUCUGCAGCAUCUUCAUCGCGCAGCUCAACGACAUCGCCAUCUCGUCGGGAGACUACUUCGCGGUCCUGAUCACGGCCACAGCUGUGAGCGUGGCGGCGACGUCGGUUCCCAGCGCGGCGCUCUUUCUCAUGGUGAUGACGCUGUCAGUUAUUGGCGCACCAGUCAGUGACGUCAGUCUCCUGUUCACCGUCGAGUGGCUGCUCGACCGUGCGCGGACAACCAACAACUGCUUGGGCGACUGCUUCACAAGCGCCCUAGUGGACCACAUAUGCUUCCGGAAGAAGCCUUCCGAGCUCAACGAGGUCGUCGUCGUCGCCAAUGACGAGGGAGCGGCCGAGAAGCUGCGAGACUCGACGCUGUGAUCAGCUACCCUGCUACCCUCGAAGGUCGCUCACAGUGGCCCUCACUCGAAGCGGUACCCCGCCAGGAGUAGGUCUACCGCAAUGCAACAGACUCUCUUCGAGCAAAAUUCAAAAUGUGCAUGAGUACCGAUUGUACGUCUCACGACACCAACGCGUUCGUCCGGCGUAUUUUAACGCCACGGCAACGUAACAAAUGCAGCGUUCAACCGUGCUCUCCUGCUCCACUAGCCUAUCGCCCCGCUUUAUGGCAUACUAUCUCAGCACUGGCUGAGUAACUGUGCCCUUCUGCCGUCGCAGGCCAGAUUCCCAGCCGCGUCAACCGCGUCCGGAUGGCUUCAGUGAAUACAAUAAACGGCAGCUUAUUUAUUUGUAAUUCAGUGCGCGCUAAAGAACCGCAGGCGGUCAAGUCUUAUUUAGAGCUCCCCCUUAUAUAUAUAUAUAUAUAUAUA
This is a messenger RNA of Dermacentor andersoni, 2466 nucleotides long. Its product is annotated as excitatory amino acid transporter 2-like. Lineage: Eukaryota; Metazoa; Arthropoda; Arachnida; Ixodida; Ixodidae. The record is from RefSeq and is a predicted model, not a curated record. Gene Ontology annotation, molecular function: glutamate:sodium symporter activity; L-glutamate transmembrane transporter activity; neutral L-amino acid transmembrane transporter activity. Gene Ontology annotation, biological process: L-glutamate transmembrane transport. Gene Ontology annotation, cellular component: plasma membrane.